Messenger RNA from Umbelopsis ramanniana AG, 961 nucleotides. RefSeq lists its product as uncharacterized. The transcript has 3 exons. The coding region runs from base 14 to 904 and encodes 296 amino acids. The record is from RefSeq and is a predicted model, not a curated record. NCBI's taxonomy places the organism in Eukaryota, Fungi, Mucoromycota, Umbelopsidomycetes, Umbelopsidales, Umbelopsidaceae. Gene Ontology annotation, molecular function: hydrolase activity, acting on carbon-nitrogen (but not peptide) bonds, in linear amides.
UCAGACUUCAACCAUGGUAAAGAUUGCAGUUGUUCAAUUCCACAUUCGACAGACCAUCAGUGAUGAGGAUUGGGAUGUCAAAACCAACAUAAUGAAGGCUGAGCGCUUCAUUGCUGAAGCUGCACAGAGCAAAGCGGAUAUCAUUGUCUUUCCAGAAUACUUUUUGACCGGCCCACUGGAGGACAAAUCCCACCUCGUCGAUUGGGAGUCAAAGCAUCAUAAAGAAUUCUGCACACUGGCGAAAAAGUACUCAAUUGACAUCGUACCUGGAACCAUCGUGGAAGGCGACCAGUCUGAGGACGCCAUUAUAAACUGCGCCUACUACAUUGAUCACAAUGGUGAAGUCCUUUUGAAAUACCAAAAGGUACAUCUAUGGCACCCAGAAAGGAAAUGGCUUACAAGAGGCGGUGACGGUUACAAAACUGUCAAGACGCGAUUUGGAAUAACAGUCGGAUUGUGUGUAUGUUGGGAUAUUGCUUUCCCUGAAGUAUUCCGCGAAAUGGCAUUGAAGCAGCAUGCUCAGUUAAUCAUUGCUCCUGCGUAUUGGUGCUUCGAUGAUGCUGGUGCCAUUGGUCUGAACCAUGACGGAAACAGUGAAGUCAACUUGUUAAACGCCGUCUGUACCCUACGGCCUUUUGAGAAUGAGAUCUGCAUGGUCUUCUGCAACGCUGCUAAUGACGAAAACGUGGACCACUGCCCCGAACAAGAAAUUGAACAUCUUGUUGGCCGAUCUCAAAUAUGCGCUCCUUUCAAAGGCAAUCUUGUUCGUUGCGACCACGCAAGGGAAGAAAUGAUCAUGGCCGAUAUCGACGUUACUGGCAUCACAGAUGAUGCCGAACAAGUAUAUAAAAUCAGGAAGGAUUGGAACGAAGGCAAUAUUCACAAUGGGCCUCAAAGAAGAUAAAUGUACACAAUUGCUAUUUUGUUGUCAGUUUAACCCUUUAGACAUCACCCAUCUCGC